Suillus clintonianus is the source of this 551-nucleotide messenger RNA. Its product is annotated as Yos1-like protein. Gene Ontology annotation, cellular component: Golgi membrane; COPII-coated ER to Golgi transport vesicle; endoplasmic reticulum membrane. Gene Ontology annotation, biological process: endoplasmic reticulum to Golgi vesicle-mediated transport. Lineage: Eukaryota; Fungi; Basidiomycota; Agaricomycetes; Boletales; Suillaceae. The record is from RefSeq and is a predicted model, not a curated record. Bases 99 to 389 code for a protein of 96 amino acids. The transcript is spliced from 4 exons.
ACUUCAUCUCUGGUCACGAGAAGUCACAUCACGCCAAAAGACUUAAGCCUUGACACUGGACAGUGACACGUCCGCAACCCUUGACUGCGAGUGGAACGAUGCUCACGCUCGGAACAAUCCUUUACGUUUCGCUCCUGCUAAUUAAUGCAAUGGCAGUCCUCAGUGAGGACCGGUUCCUUGCGAAAAUCGGCUGGUCCUCUGUUCAGAACCCCAACGCUGGCUUUCAACCACCAUACGAUCAAGCAGGGUACGGAUAUACCCAGCAGCAAGAUGCUGGUGUCAAAGUCCGAUUAAUCAACCUCAUUAGUGCGGUGCGGACCCUCAUGCGUAUACCACUCAUAGGACUGAAUCUUGUCAUAAUUGUGUACGAGCUAAUUCUUGGUGGCUGAGUGAAAUGGUAUUUAUCCAGCGCUGUUGAGUCUGUCAUACUCUUCGUUGAUUUGUCUGAUGAAAUCUGUCGGUGAAUGACCGCCCUGAGAACACGUUGUGAGGUCUUGCACAUUGUGCGGCAAUGUUGUUCCCUUCAUACCUCGCAUUCAUACCAAGUACCA